UCCUCUUCUCCUCUCAUCUCGCCUCCCCUUUCCCUCCUUAUCAUCCUAAUUUCACACCAUGGCUGAUCUUUUCACCACCAUCGAGACCCCUCUCGCCAAGUACGAACAGCCUCUGGGCUUGUUCAUCAACAACGAGUGGGUCAAGGGUGUCGAAGGCAAGACCUUCGAGACCAUCAACCCCACCAACGAGAAGCCUAUUGUUUCCGUUCACGAAGCUACGGAGAAGGAUGUCGACAUUGCCGUUGCGGCUGCCCGCAAGGCCUUCGAGGGCUCCUGGGGUCACGUCACUCCUCACGAGCGCGGCCGCUUCCUGACCAAGCUGGCUGACCUGUUCGAGCGCGAUGCUGACAUCCUGACCGCCAUCGAGGCCCUGGACAACGGCAAGUCGAUCUCCAUGGCCAAGGGGGAUGUUGGCGCCGCUGCCAAGUGCUUGCGCUACUAUGGUGGCUGGGCCGACAAGAUCCACGGUCAGACCAUUGACACCAACAACGAGACCUUCGCCUACACCCGCCACGAGCCCAUUGGUGUUUGCGGUCAGAUCAUUCCCUGGAACUUCCCUCUCCUCAUGUGGUCUUGGAAGAUUGGCCCCGCUCUGGCCACCGGUAACACCGUCGUCCUCAAGUCGGCAGAACAGACUCCCCUGUCUGCCCUCUAUGCCGCUAAGUUGGUGCUCGAGGCGGGCAUCCCCGCUGGUGUCGUCAACGUCAUCUCCGGUUUCGGUCGUGUGGCCGGUGCCGCCAUCUCCAGCCACAUGGACAUUGACAAGGUUGCCUUCACUGGUUCUACCCUGGUUGGCCGCACCAUCAUGCAGGCCGCUGCCAAGAGUAACCUGAAGAAGGUGACUCUCGAGCUGGGUGGCAAGUCCCCCAACAUCGUCUUCAACGACGCUGACAUUGACAACGCCAUCACCUGGGCCAACUUCGGUAUCUUCUACAACCACGGUCAGUGCUGCUGCGCCGGUUCCCGUCUUCUGGUUCAGGAGGGUAUCUACGACAAGUUCGUCGCUCGCCUGAAGGAGCGUAGCGCCCAGAACAAGGUGGGCAACCCCUUUGAGAAGGACACCUUCCAGGGUCCCCAGGUCUCCAAGCUCCAGUUCGAUCGCAUCAUGGAGUACAUCGACCAUGGCAAGCAGGCUGGUGCCACCGUUGCCGUUGGUGGUGAGCGCCACGGCGAUGAGGGCUACUUCAUCCAGCCCACUGUCUUCACUGAUGUGACCGAGGACAUGAAGAUUGUCCAGGAGGAGAUCUUCGGCCCCGUCAUCACCGUUCAGAAGUUCAAGGACGUCGAGGACGCCAUCAAGAUCGGUAACAACACUUCCUACGGUCUUGCCGCUGGUAUUCACACCAAGGACAUCAACACCGCCCUCCGCGUGGCCAACCAGAUGCGUGCAGGUACCGUCUGGGUCAACAGCUACAACAUGCUCGACACUCAAGUGCCGUUCGGUGGUUUCAAGGAGUCCGGUAUCGGUCGCGAGCUUGGCUCGUACGCCCUGGAGAACUACACUCAGAUCAAGGCUGUGCACUUCCGCCUGACCGAUGCUCCUUUCGCUUAAAUGGGUGAGACUGUGGAGUGACUCGCUACGGUGACGGGUCAUUGAAGUUCUAAGCUUUGGUUGCACGUAGCCAUGACUGGUUCAUGUAAAACAAUUUCUAGGAUACGAAUUUACGAGAUUUUCAUAAUUCAU
Aspergillus aculeatinus CBS 121060 is the source of this 1684-nucleotide messenger RNA. Its product is annotated as aldehyde dehydrogenase family protein. Gene Ontology annotation, molecular function: aldehyde dehydrogenase (NAD+) activity. The coding region runs from base 59 to 1552 and encodes 497 amino acids. The record is from RefSeq and is a predicted model, not a curated record. Lineage: Eukaryota; Fungi; Ascomycota; Eurotiomycetes; Eurotiales; Aspergillaceae. The transcript has 4 exons.